Closterium sp. NIES-65 is the source of this 4212-nucleotide messenger RNA. NCBI's taxonomy places the organism in Eukaryota, Viridiplantae, Streptophyta, Zygnematophyceae, Desmidiales, Closteriaceae. The record is from the annotation of a GenBank genome assembly.
AUGGGCGUGCUGGCGAAGCUGCUGUACGUACUCGUGGAGGACGACGACGGGGAGCAGCAGCGCGCGGGGAGUAGUAGUAAACUCGCAGCCGAGGCAGGCGGAAAGGGCGCGCGUGCGGCGGUGCGCUACACCAAGUCGGUGCUGUCCAGCACGCUGCAGCUCAUGGGGUGCAAGUCCCGCCACGCCGUCAAGAUCAGCGAGCGCGUCUUCCAGAUGCUGCUGCAGCAAGUCACCAGCCGGCGAGUUUCCGGCCAUCGGACGGACGUGGCGCACCGAUCACGGAUGGCAAACGGAUUCGACAGUACCCAGCGAUUGGCCAGGCCAAACCGAGAGGAUUCCGGCGCCGUUCUGGCCACCAGCGCCAGCCAUGAUAAUCACAGUUGCCGUGACAAUAAUGGCCGUGACAAUAACGAGCGGACAGAAAACAGGGCAGCAGCAGGGGGGUCGAGUGCGGGCGGGGGGGACACAGUGAGGGGCGUGAGCGUGUCUUUGAAGCGCAGCACGUUUCUGGACGUGGUGUGCCGGGCGCUGGCGGAGUAUCGCUACCUCAGCGCCGACCAGCGCAGCGACCUCGCCCUCGCCUGCAAGCAUCACGGGUGGGCAUCACGGCGGUGUCGACCCACUCCGUGCACCACACGAUCCGCAUCGCGGCUGGGCAUCACAACAGUGGUGUCGACGGAUUCGCUGCGCCACAUGAUGCGCGGCUUCAGCAGCCGCGAGGCCAACCCGCUGCUGUAUGCCUCCACGUACCAGGCAGGCGAACACCUCGACCCCGCUGCUGUUGCUGAUGCCAAGGCCAGGAAGAAGGCGGAGAAGCUGGGAGGGAAGCACGGCGGCGCACAGGCGGACACACAGGCUGCCGCAGCACAGCGAGACUGGGAAGGAGGCCGGGAGAGGAGGCUGGCAGCUGGGGAGGUUGGGGGGCAGGUGCGGCUGAGAGAGAUGCAGGGCGCUGUGGAUCUGAGAGAGAUGCAGGGCGCUGUGGAUCUGGGCGCUGGUGAGAGCAGAGGCGCGGUAGGACUGGGGGGUCGGGUGGGGGAAGGGCAAAUAGGCGGAGAAGGGAACAACGGGGGAGAAGCUGCAGUGACAGGGGGAGGUGGGGGUGGGAGGGAUGAGAGGGAGAUGGGAGAGGCGGUUUGGGAUGGUCGGCCAAGCGUGACAGGUUUGGACAGGGAGAGGAGUGGGGAAGGAGGCAGUGGAGGGAAAGGGAGAGAUUUGGGGAGUGGGAUGGAUGCUGUGAAUGGGAAGGAGCCAAUGAGUGAGAAGGAAGUAGUGAGUGAGAUGGAGGCAGUAAGUGAGAGGGAGGGGGUGAGUGAGAGGGAGAUGGUGAUUCAGGGGUACAAGGCGCAGAGUGAGAUGGUGAUAGGCAGUGUGGAGCAGCUGCUGUGCAAGUGGGAGCGCUGCCAUGAGUCCGCCAUCGUGGAGGGCGUUCACCUCAGCCUCAACUUUGUGAUGGAGCUGUUGAAACGGCACCCCACGAUCAUCCCGUUUGUCAUCUACAUCGGCAACGAGGCGAAGCACAUGGAGCGGUUUGCGGUGCGCGCCAAGUACAUGACGCUGGACCCGCGGCGCAACAAGUACGUGCGCUACAUGCGCAACAUCCGCGCCAUCCAGGACUACCUCGUGCGCCGCGCUGACAAGCAUCUGAUCCCUAAGGUGAACAACACGAACAUGGACAAGAGCGUGGCGGCCAUCCACGCCACGGUGUUCGCCUGCCUGCGCCACCGCGCAGCCGGGGAGAGCAUGUACAGCCGCGCCUCCAACACGCUGCCACUGCUGCACCACGAGUACGACACACAGUACACUGCGUCUGGACUCGGCUCCAAAGGCAUGCUCUACGUCAUACAGAGAGAAGGCAGUCUGAGGGAGGGCAGCCUCAGGGAGGGCAGUGUGCGCUCCUCUGCCUCUGACCUCCCGGAUCCGCUCUCUGGUCUGCCCACGCGGGCCGUCAGCCUCCCCACGUACGCCUUUGGUGCUGAUAGCAGCGUGUCGGGCGCUGCAGCAGCUGCAGGGGAGCCGUACCCGCCUGCUGCUGCCCACACUCGCCUCUCACCCCUCCCACCUGACUUCCCACCUGAUGGUUCUCCACAUGGUGACCCACCUGGCACGGAGGCGUCUCAAAGCCACGGCCCGCCCUCCCUGUCAACACUGGCCUCCCGGCUGCCGCGCUCCUUGCAAGUGUCAGAGGGCAGCACAGGCACCACCUCAUGGGGGCCCUCUCUACAAGCAGGCGCAGCUCAUGCGUGCGUGUAUCCAGAGGAGCUGUCAGACGGGUAUGCCUCGGGCUACAGUUCAGGGGUACCGCCCAGAGGGCCCAGAGACCGCUUCGCUUUCGCAGCGUCUUUUCCAGCAGGGGCGCAGGGUCUUCCCUGGCAGGCAGGGCACGGGCAGGUGCCACCUCCCCCAGCUGUCGCCAUCCCCCUGCUGAACCUCUCAGAGACCCCGUCGGCUACGGAAGGCUCGCUGGAGUCCCCCAGUGCGCUGCUGAGCUCUGGGGUGAGUGCGUGCUCCACGCCCAGGGUAGGUGCACCUGGUGCAGGCGCAUCUCUAGGGGCAUCUGGUGGGGGCGGUGGCAGCGUGCUGGCGCCCAUCCACGUGCGCUUCAGCGGCCGCACGGCCUUCCCCCGCAGUGCUGACGUGGGCAACAGCAGCGGGGGGGAGGGCCUGGCGGAGCGCGAGCGGGAGAGGCGGGCGAGAGGAGGUGCGGCAGCAGCAGCGGGAGGAGCGGUGGGAGAGGUGGGGGUGAUGGGGGGGAUGGGCAUGGGGCGGCUGGCGAAGGCGAUGGACGGGGUGAGGAUGAGCGGGGGAGGGCAGUUUGCAGCGCACAUGCCCAGCUUCUACGGCUCGCCUGCCAGCCGCACGCACGCCCUGCAGAAGAAGGAAGAGGUGCGCCCGCUGUGCCCUGUCUGGCUUCACUCUCUGCUCUCUGCAAUCUGUAUCAGAGCACGUAACGGCAUCAGGCAGUGCCAGCGUGUGUUUCACAUAGAUUCCUCUGCCCUCCCUCGCCGUGGCAAGCCACAGGUAUCAGAGCAUGUGGCGGCAUCAGAUAGUGAUGACGACGAGGAGCACAUGCGGGAUGCUGCUGACGUCAGCUCCAAUGCUGCCUUCUCCUCCGAAGGCUCCGAGCACGACGAGGAGGAGGGCUCAGUGGCGAGUGACGAGUCGUUCAGCCUGUCGGAGGGCGGCACGGACGACGACAUUGGCGAGGGCGACAGCGCACAGCCCCUCCCCCACCACCUCUCCCUCUCCGCUGCUGCCAUGCCACCGGGCGGCGAGCUCAACGUCUUCCUUGAUGCUGCCAGCCUGCCCCACGUGCUGCCCUCUGCCUCCUACUAUGGCACUCACGGCAACUAUGCCAACCACACCAGUCUCGACGCUCAAGGCAACUAUGGCACAGUACCCCGUGACAAUGAACCUAUGGGGCACCGUGCUCUUGGGGCUUGGGGGCAGCACUACACUGCCCUGCAAGAGGGGGCUGCUGGAUAUGCAGGCGGGGCAGCACCACCGGCAGCAGCAGCUGGUGCUUUUGCUGCCCGGUCGCAUUCCCUGCAGCACACAGCCGGCCGUCCUCACCCCCCACUCCAUCUGCACCGCGUUCCCUCGGCACCUGGUGCUACAGGUGCUGCAAGUGCUGCUUCCCGUGCCGGCCUGCCUCCCUGUCCCACAGGCCACUCCACAUCGUCUGCCCACUUCCCGCGCCGUGGGGCGGAUCCCUUGCCACCUGCUGCACGGGCCUUUCCUCCCACGCCAGGCGCUGACUCGGCUGCAGCCACGGCAGCAGCAGCCACCGAAGGGACUGUUGGGAUCGCUGCAGCUGCAGCCACGGCAGCAGCAGGGGCCUCCAGGGCGCAGGGGGGCCGCGAGUGGGGCAUAGGCAGGCGAGCAGGCGCAGGGGCGGGCGUGGUGCUGGGGAAGUCCAAGUCCAUGGGUGGGAUGAGGGAGAGAGAGGCCGGGGUGAGGGAGGUGGGGGAGAGGGAGGCCGGGCGCAUGCGUGUGAGGCCGUCGCGGCCCGGGGCUGCAAGGCGGUUCUCAGACACGGGUGCAGCUAGCAGAAGGGGAUGGGCGGCGCUGGAGACAACUCUGCAGGGCGGUGCGUUAGUGCUUCAAGAGAGGGAGAGCUUGCAGCCACGUGGGAUUGCAUUGCAGCAAGAAAGACACAUGGCACAGCAGCAGCAGCAGCAGCAGCAGCCGCUGCAAACUGGCAGGGAAUAG